AUGAAGACAGAAUCUCCAGACGGACCUCCCAUCAAUCCUGCCUCAUCCUCAAUCAAUCAGCUUGAACCUUCACAAAUACAAGGUGAAUCCGAACCUAUUCUAGCAGAAGGACAAGAAGACUGGACUGAAGAGUAUGAAGAAGAGCAGUUAGACUAUGAACCAUCUGCAGAUAACCAGACUGCACUCCUCGAAAUAGGAGAACAAAAGGACUGGACAGAAGAGUAUGGGGAAGAACAAAUGGAGUAUGACGUAGAACUAGAUGAAGAACCUGAGGCUUUUGGUGCAAAAUUAGAAAGCCUAUUGCAAGGUGAUUUGGGCAUUAACAUGGUGUUCAUCUUGCCAGAAAAAUUCAGGGUAGUAGAAGGGCAAGAAAACACUCUGGAGGGGGAUGUAUUCUCCCAAGAAAGUUUUAAGUGCAAAUUGGCAGAAGUAGAGGAAGCACUAGCACAACAAACACCUACUGCCAAGACAGGCGGAACUGCCAUGAAACUGGCUGCAGAGCAGCUUUGUUUCUCCAAACCAACCAAGGUGAUGGCCAAUCACCUCAGACCUCCGUUCAUAACAGCAAACUUGGGGGGUAUUACUAUUCCCAAAGUAAUGAUAGAUGGAGGUGCAACCAUUAAUCUGUUGCCUCACAGACUGCUGACCAAGAUAGGCAGAACAGAGAAGGAUUUAAUUACAACAUACUUGACUGUCACCAGCUUUGCUGGGGGCAUCACUAAGACUCAUGGAAUCCUGGAUGUGGAUGUCGUAGUUGGAACCAAAGAGUUGAAGAUUGCAUUUUUUGUGGUAGAUACUACUUCUACCACUUACAAUGAAUUGCUUGGUAGGGACUGGAUCCACCAAAGUGUAUGUGUUCCUUCCACUCUACAUCAACAAUUAGCCCUUUGGAAUGAAGAAGGUUUCAUAGAGAUAGUAUAG
Molecule: messenger RNA, 921 nt
Organism: Prunus armeniaca (apricot)
Lineage: Eukaryota; Viridiplantae; Streptophyta; Magnoliopsida; Rosales; Rosaceae
Source: the annotation of a GenBank genome assembly